Morchella sextelata is the source of this 666-nucleotide messenger RNA. RefSeq lists its product as uncharacterized. Bases 1 to 666 code for a protein of 221 amino acids. Lineage: Eukaryota; Fungi; Ascomycota; Pezizomycetes; Pezizales; Morchellaceae. The record is from RefSeq and is a predicted model, not a curated record. The transcript has a single exon.
AUGUCGAGGGAAUGCCCGGAUGAUCCGAAACCAAGUAUCCCGUUGUAUACAUCUAUUAUGCGGAUGUGGAGGGAAAUGAAAGAGUGGGACCGAGGACUGCGUUGUUGGAGGGAUAUUAUGAGGCGGGAUAGAGAGUGGAACCGCCACGGAUUAGGUAUGCCUGCGGAUAUCAGGGCUUUCCGCGAAAUGUUGAAAUUGUGUCGGGUUUGCAAGAAGGAGGAAAUGCGCAACGGGAUAAUUCGGUUGGCCCUCGACAAGGGAUUUGAGGAGUCAGAGUUACUGGGACGCCUUGACAAGACUAAGGGACUGUGGGUUAGGAACACCAACAAAACGCCACAUAUUAGGGGUAUGAGAAGGGAAACCAACAGGGAUGAUGUCGAAAUUCUCGGUUCAUUGGAGGAAGGAUGGGAGGAUUUGGAACCAGUAAAAAAAUUCGAUACCCAUAGUGUCAGUUCACGCUCGUCGGAUCGUGUGAAUUCUCGGGUUUGGCACGACAUUCUAUCCCGACGUAUGCACGAGGUUCGAGAUGAUAGCUUUGUUGGUCGAAACUUGAAAGACCAACUUAAGGAACACCACCGAAAACGAGAAGAAAGACAAAAGGCUUUGAAGGAGAGGUCCUCUCAGGAUCAAUACGACAGUUCGAGAAAAGACGAACUGGAGGGAUAG